Molecule: messenger RNA, 557 nt
Organism: Anopheles stephensi (Asian malaria mosquito)
Lineage: Eukaryota; Metazoa; Arthropoda; Insecta; Diptera; Culicidae
Product: collectin-46-like
Exons: 1
Coding region: 26-463 (145 amino acids)
Molecular function (GO): signaling receptor activity
Source: RefSeq, a predicted model, not a curated record
CUGUGCUUAACCGUAUCGCCACAAGAUGAAGACUGUGCUGUUGGCUCUCACUAUCGUUGCGGCCGUGGUUCUACCCACAGCGCAAUCGCUUCGCUACACGGCCUACAAAACUAAGGUGUCCUUUUUCGAAGCCUGGCAGCAGUGUAUAGUGAAGGGAGGCAGUCUGGUAUCGAUCGAGCUGGCUAGUCAGAAUAGUAUGGUGCUGCGAGAGAUAAAGAAGGCCGGUGGAGAUAGUGAAUGGUGGUUGUCGGGCACGGACGUUGGAUUGGAAGGAUCGUGGAUCUGGUUUUCGAGAAACACACCGGUCGGAUCGCCCUUCGGAUUUCUCAACUUCGGCUCGGGAGAACCAAACAAUGCGGGCUCCAACGGAGAACACUGUCUGGCCAUUAACUCACUAGGCAAAUGGAACGAUGUAUCGUGUGAUAAACUACUCUAUUAUGUGUGUGAAUUCUACUUCCGGUAGACAGCUCAAGUUGAGUUCAAGCUAAAUUAUCCUAAAAACAAUUCUGUACGUAUUCAUUUGCCGCUCAAUAAAUGAGACAAUAAAACGAUAUCGA